AUGGAUGAAGAUUCAAAGGGUGCUUCAAACAAACUCUGGAGGAAACUGGAGCUUGGAGAUCACAUCUACACAUGGAAGGGAGGCGAUACAAAAUCUUAUCAUGGGAUAUAUAUCAGUGAUGAGAACGUGAUCCACUUUGAUUGUCAUGUUGUGGUCACUUCAUCCAUAGAAGAUUUUCUUUCUGGUGGAGAUGUCUAUCUCUUUGAAUAUGGUGUCAAUCCAGCUCUCUUCCUCACCAUAUUCCUGGAACAUAAUUCCACCCUUGCCUCUGCUAAUCCACCUCAAGUUGUUCAGGACUGUGCGGCCUUCCUUCUCAACAAUGGCUCCUACAGUGACUACUACCGCUUCAUAAACAACGAUGAAGACUUUGCAAUGUACUGCAAAACAGGAUUGCUUGUAGUAGACAGCAUUGUUUUCAGCAGAAGUUGGCAAACAACAUUUUUCUUGGCUGUUAUUACUGCUGUCUUUCUUUCUCUAUUGCAACUCGCCCCUGCUACUUUUACUGGUCUGGCAGCCAGAUGUCUUGGCAUUUACUAUGUUUGUAGAUUGGCUUCUGACAUCGGAGCUCGUCGUAAUGUUGUCAACAUUGAAGCAGAGAGUUUGCCAGUGGUUGAUGAGAUAUUGGCUUCUGGUGGUUUGGGCCGUAUUGAAUUCUUAAUUGACCUGUUUUUAAGAAUACUAAUGUUUGCUUUUGCCUUUUUCUGUUUGCUAUUAAGUCUACUGGGCAGUAUUUGGAAUAGUAAUUUUCUGGCUUUGCUCUCCAUAUGA
Messenger RNA from Ziziphus jujuba (common jujube), 768 nucleotides. RefSeq names its product protein LEAD-SENSITIVE 1-like. The transcript is spliced from 2 exons. The record is from RefSeq and is a predicted model, not a curated record. Lineage: Eukaryota; Viridiplantae; Streptophyta; Magnoliopsida; Rosales; Rhamnaceae. Bases 1 to 768 code for a protein of 255 amino acids.